CCAAACAUUUUCGGUGCGGGUUACGGGCGAGAAAAAUUGUCUUUGCCUAGAAUUAAAACGUUAUCAAUACAACAAAGUACAGGAAUUCGCGGCCAUUACCGUUUUCUUGGCUUUAUCGAGAAUCCAGCAACCAUAUCUGCCCUCGAGUCGCAGCUAACACACAAGAAAAGUGCGCUCUCGGUAACAGCAACAGUGACAACGGCAGUGGCAAAGCGGUGGCAGCGGAAAAGCAGAAGCGCCAGCGGAAAUUUCUUUUAUCGCUGAAAGCAACAAUUGACGGAACGCACGCACCUCCACGAGAACCUGAGCGGAAAGAGCGAGGGAGAGGCACAAACACUCACACACACACAGACACAAACACAAGUACUCUCUCCACACUACACACAGACACACACUCGUACACGGCACAAAGGUUAUCAUCAAUAACAGAACCAACAACAAAAUUACUUUAAAUAUAAAUAUAUAUACAUAUAUAACGUUCAAAAAAACAAACAAAAAAAAAAACGUUCUAAAAGAACAACCACAAAACUGCAACCGAAAAGCAAUCGCCGAACAACGCCUAAACUAGUGAUUUUUGUGAGAGAGACCAAGACCGAGAACGAGAGAGUGAGAAGUGAGUAAGAGAGUAAGAGAGGAGAGAGAGCCGCCCCGCGUUUUAAAAUUAAACAUUUGCAACUUCAAUAACUCCAAGAGGAAUUUGUAACUGGAAACCCACCUGAACCCGAGUAUUACCUACCGCCUACCUGCUUUUUGGUCUUACACAAACUACAGACAGCUACAGUGAAAAAUGCGUGAAUACAAAAUUGUGGUUCUGGGCAGCGGCGGCGUGGGCAAGUCCGCCCUCACAGUGCAGUUUGUGCAGUGCAUUUUCGUGGAGAAGUACGACCCCACCAUCGAGGACAGCUACCGCAAGCAGGUGGAGGUGGACGGGCAGCAGUGCAUGCUGGAGAUCCUCGACACGGCUGGCACGGAGCAGUUCACGGCCAUGCGGGAUCUGUAUAUGAAGAACGGCCAGGGAUUCGUGCUGGUGUACUCGAUAACAGCGCAGUCGACGUUCAAUGAUCUACAGGACCUGCGCGAGCAGAUACUGAGGGUAAAGGAUACGGACGAUGUGCCCAUGGUGCUGGUGGGCAACAAGUGCGAUCUCGAGGAAGAGCGGGUCGUCGGCAAGGAGCUGGGCAAGAGCCUGGCCAAUCAGUUCAAUUGCGCCUUCAUGGAGACCUCAGCCAAAGCCAAAGUGAAUGUGAACGAUAUUUUCUACGAUUUGGUUAGGCAGAUCAAUAAGAAGUCACCCGAAAAGAAACAAAAGAAACCGAAAAAGUCCCUAUGUGUUCUGCUAUAAGACUUCCAACAAAACAAAAAAAAGGAAAAACAAAAUAAAAAAGGGUAUAGGAGAAGAGCGGUUAAGAGAGGAGGGAAGGAGAGGAGAACAAGUAUAAGAGUAAAGUUAAAAACAUUUUCAAUUUUUUUUUCGUUCUUGUUUCGUUUUCGAUCCGAAUGCAAUAUGCAGUUAUACAAUACAACACAAUAUAAAAAUUGUCAAACAAACAAACAAAAAAUUGAAAUAACCAAUCUACUAUAUAUACAAUACAAGAGAAUGAGCAAAAAACGUACAUAUGCUGACAAUGUUUUAUAACUGUUUAAAGUUUUUGUAAUUAUUACUAUUUACUACUAUUAUGAUUGUACUAUUUUUCGCUGAUUAACCAUUAAUCAAUAUGGGGAAUUAUUUAAUAUACUUAUACACACACAUAUAUAUAUAUAUACAUAUUUGUCGUUCGUUUUUUGAGCCGUUUUUUAAAUUAUGCAACAAAUGAAACAUUCGUAAACUAAAACAUUCGUAUUUAUUGAUUCUUUUCGAUUAUACUCUAUACACAAUACGUCUUAUAUACAACAAAGCAAAACAAAAGCAAAAACCAACAAAGAAACAACAAGUAAUAUCUAUAAAUAGAGCCGUAUACCUAAUGUCAUGUCGUUGCUCUUCUACCAAUUGCAAAAACAAAGAAGUAAGAAAAGAAAACCAAUUCAACUCAAAAUCAAAUUAAGCUAAAUAUUAACUUGUACUAGCCUGAUAGAUGAUGAUGAUGAUCAUAAUGAUGAAUCCAGAUAAAAGCAAAUAAAAUUGAGAAACAACAAGUAAACAUGUAUAAGAACAUAUUUUAUAAAAAUAUUGUCUGCAAAUGAUGUCAAAAUGUUGCAAACAACCAGAAGAGUAAUGAGAUCCAUUUAGUAACUAGUUUAAAACAAAUUUACAACUAAUUGUUUAAUACGAUCAAUCAAUCCAAAAUUGUAAACACCUCCAUACACACACAAACACACCUGCACACACACAUGCAUGCUACAUCCCAACAUAUAUACAAAACACACAAAUACACUCCGGCACGCUCUCAGAGAGCCAAUACCAAGGCGGAAGUGGGACGGAACAUACAUUGACCUACGAUAGCUACUUCCGCACCCUUUUUGCGGAUCAGAAGAAAUAUUCGGCAGAAACAUAGAAAAAGAAAGGAAGCCACAAAUUCUAGUAUAUUUAUGCAUACGAAAUGGUCGUGUCAAUCCCAAAA
Drosophila miranda is the source of this 2558-nucleotide messenger RNA. RefSeq names its product ras-related protein Rap1 (gene Rap1). NCBI's taxonomy places the organism in Eukaryota, Metazoa, Arthropoda, Insecta, Diptera, Drosophilidae. The transcript has 2 exons. Gene Ontology annotation, molecular function: GTPase activity; GDP binding; GTP binding. The record is from RefSeq and is a predicted model, not a curated record. The coding region runs from base 788 to 1342 and encodes 184 amino acids. Gene Ontology annotation, cellular component: plasma membrane. Gene Ontology annotation, biological process: Rap protein signal transduction; cellular response to cAMP; negative regulation of synaptic vesicle exocytosis.